Messenger RNA from Rhincodon typus (whale shark), 746 nucleotides. Its product is annotated as arginine--tRNA ligase, cytoplasmic-like. Bases 173 to 655 code for a protein of 160 amino acids. The transcript has 6 exons. The record is from RefSeq and is a predicted model, not a curated record. Gene Ontology annotation, molecular function: arginine-tRNA ligase activity; ATP binding. Gene Ontology annotation, biological process: arginyl-tRNA aminoacylation. Lineage: Eukaryota; Metazoa; Chordata; Chondrichthyes; Orectolobiformes; Rhincodontidae. Gene Ontology annotation, cellular component: cytoplasm.
AGCCGUUGUUGCCGCGGAAUAGGAAGACAUGGCCGGCGUGGUGGAAGAGUAUGGAGCUCGUAUGCAAGAGCAGGAUCUCGUUCUCAUAGGAAACAUGCCGACUCUGGCUGAAUCACAAAGGCUUUAGUUUUUGCUCCGAGACAAACAGAAAAUUGGGAAUUAACUGUUAGUUAUGUCCCAAGGCAGUUUGCUACAUGAGAAAGAAAUCAAGUCCCUUAUUGCUGAAAUUGAGAGUUUAAAAAACCCUGUGAUACUAGAUUAUUCCUUGGGACUGGGCGAGAUGUUAGAGGAAAACACGAAACUCAAGUACCGUUUAAACGUUCUCAAGCGGAGUCUACAAGAAGAGGAGAGCAAAGUAGGAUCCAGUAUGAUAAAUAUUAAUCAGCGUCUACAGAACAUUUUCAGUGUUGCCAUCAAACUUGCCUAUCCACAUUUUGAAAACCCACCAUUAGCAGUCACACCAAGCCAGCAUGCCAGAUUUGGAGAUUACCAGUGUAACAGUGCCAUGGCAAUGUCUCAGCAAUUGAAAGCCAAAGGGGAGAAAAUUAAUCCCAUGGAAAUUGCCAAACAAAUUAUCAAUAACAUUCCAAAAAAUGAUAUAAUUGAAAAGGUCGAUAUUGCUGGACCAGGGCCAGACGUGCAGCAAAAGAGCUGAUUAGAUGUAUUAGUUUCUUCGGUCAUGUAGCAUCCCCAGCUAACAGCAUUUCGUAAAGGAGCUCCAGACAAUCAUAAAAGCUGCCUAAGCU